Exserohilum turcica Et28A is the source of this 1634-nucleotide messenger RNA. RefSeq lists its product as uncharacterized. Gene Ontology annotation, molecular function: protein binding. Gene Ontology annotation, cellular component: cytosolic [4Fe-4S] assembly targeting complex. The transcript has a single exon. The coding region runs from base 138 to 1463 and encodes 441 amino acids. The record is from RefSeq and is a predicted model, not a curated record. NCBI's taxonomy places the organism in Eukaryota, Fungi, Ascomycota, Dothideomycetes, Pleosporales, Pleosporaceae. Gene Ontology annotation, biological process: iron-sulfur cluster assembly.
GCGCAAGCGGCCAGACACAAAGUUGCAAAGGGUGCCUGAUCACGGCGUCUCCUUCAUUCUGCUUGCUCACGUCCGCAAUUGCCCGUUCUUGACGAUCGUCGGAAGCUGCAACUUGCCCGCAAGCAGCCCCUCGCACCAUGUCUCCGACAGCAAACACACGACCACACCAACUCUCACCACUCGCUACCCUCACACCGCCAUCCAACUCUCGGACAUGGCAGUCUUCGCCACACCCGUCUCUUCCGAUUGUUGCGACCGCGUGCUCCGACCGAAGCGUGCGCGUGUAUAGUCUUACGUCUUUUACACUGCUGCACUCAAUCACCGGAGGCCACAAGCGCAGCGUACGCACGGUUUCAUGGAAGCCUGGGACGCAAGGCCAGAGCGUCUUGGCAACGGGCAGCUUUGACUCGAGUGCCGGGAUCUGGCGACGUGAAGAGCAGGGCGGUGCACUGGAAAACGACUUUACGAACCGGCGCGUGGGCAGUGCGGAGGAUGAGGAUGAUCACGAUGACGACGCAGAAGACUAUCAGUUCAGCUGUAUUCUCGAUGGCCACGAGUCGGAGAUCAAGUGUCUCUCCUGGAGCCCCUCGGGGCAGUACCUGGCUACGUGUUCGCGCGACAAGAGCGUGUGGGUAUGGGAAGAGCUGGAAGACGACAACUUUGAGACGGUAGCCGUGUUGCAGGAGCACGACGGAGAUGUCAAGUGUGUGGCAUGGCAUCCGGAAGAGGACUUGCUGGUCAGCGCGAGUUACGACGACACGGUCAGGCUGUACAGAGAAGACGCCGACGACUGGGUGCAGGUUGCCAUGAUAGAUGGGCACAGCCAAACGGUAUGGUGGGCCGAGUUUGAGGGAAGUGGAAUGAGCAAAAAGGACUGGAGGGCGAAGAGAGAGGGCUUGUCGGACGAGCAGACACAGCACAUUGAGGGGCUUGAGCAGUCGGGGCCGCGACUGGCGACGUGUUCAGAUGACCGCACCGUGAGGAUAUGGCGGCGGAAGGCUAAAGAAGGCGACGACAACGCGAGCAGCAACACGGGGAUACCGAGCAUCAUCCGGUCGGCAGCGAUUGAUGAGGACUGGUAUCAGGAAGCCAUACUGCCGCAAGUGCACGAACGCGCCAUCUACUCGGUCUCGUGGAGUCGCAGCACAGGCCUGAUUGUUAGUGCUGGCAGCGACGGCAAGAUUAUCGUGUACCAAGAGCGGUGGCGACAGCAGGAAUCGAGUGCCGCCAAUGGAGGUGAAAUGGAGGUUGACGCGGCACAAACACAAUCCCCGACCGAGUGGGUGGUUGUCGCAGAACUGUUUUCGGCGCACGACGUGUUCGAGAUCAAUCACGUGGCAUGGGCGCGGAGAGCAGACAAGGGCAAGCGCCGUGCGGAUGAAGAGGUUGUGCUGAGCACUGGCGACGACGGCGAGGUUAGAGUUUGGACUUUGGACGAUGAGACAGCCACGUCUGCAACAUGAGCCAGACGAGAUACAAGCCCGCAAGCACACCCAAUCUGCCGCUGUCCCGCCCGUCCCCCACGUUGCUAUGACCUCAGGUAUUACCUUUGUGUGCCUCUUCCAGGUUUGCGCGACCCGUGGCGAGUGCUUCCCGUGUAUGCUCCGCCACUCUGGAUCGCCGGCCAACAGGCG